CCCCACCCCCAACCCCCACCUACACACACACAGAAAAGAAAGCAAGACAAGAACAUUAAAAAAAAGAAGGCUGCUGCAAACCAAAGGAAAAAAGCCUUUGGAAUCUCUGGUAGUUGAGAUUUCAAAAACUGCCUUUCUUCAUGAAAUGAAAACUUUCUUAUCUCAAGAAGAAGAAACACCACCUGAAAUCCAAAAAUCCUUUGUGGUUUUCCUUUGUAAAGAAUAUAACUUUCUUUUCCCAAACCAAUUAAGAUGGUGCAAAAAAAAGUUAUCAACAAGCUUGGUAUCAAAGCUGAUCAUAUUAAAGCCAACAAGCAAAUAAUGAACCACAAACCAUCUUUGCCUAUAUCACAAAGCCAUGAUAUCAAGAAUAGAGGAGCUGAACUCAAGAAAAAAAUGAUGAAGAAAUCAGGCAAAACCAAACACUCAGAAUAUGAAAUCUGUCACUCACCCAAUUUCAGAAAAUAUGUACCUCAACCAGGAAAGCCACCCCCCAAUACUGAUUCAUCAACACCAAAGAAGCAUCAGCAUCAGCAACAGCAACAGCAACAGCAGUCAACAUCCACUCCAAAUUAUAUGAAGUCCACCAGCAGUUCUGUUGCAAGGAAAGAACAGUCUCAGGUUAGUUCAAGGAGCCUUCAAACUUAUUCUCAAAGUUGUAGUAGAAAGAAUUCAAAUAACUCAAAGUUAGGCUCAGCUAGUUCUGUUAAUAAACCAACAAGGAGUUUAUUAGCUAGAACUCCUAGUUUUAAACCAACAAGAGUUUCAUCAUGUUCCCCUAUUGUUCUGUAUAAUAACUUCCAAGUAGAGAGGAGGGCUACAUGUUCAUCAACUUUGAAAGAAGUUAAGUUUCCUUCAUACCUUGAACUUAGUCCUGGAGGAACAGAAUCAGAUGGAACUUCUGUCUUCAAGGUUUGCCCUUACACAUAUUGCUCUCUUAAUGGUCAUCAUCACCCUCCUUUGCCUCCAUUGAAGUGUUUCUUGUCAGCAAGAAGGCGUACGUUAAAGAAUCAGAAGAAUUUUAAGUUGGGAUGCCUCUCUCCCCGUGGAUUAGGCUUGAAUGAUAAUGUGCCAAAACAAAUAGAGAGUACUACAGAGAAGGUAGCUCCUCUGACAAAUGAAGAUGAAGGAGAGUUCUUUGUUGAAAUUUAUAGCAGAAAAAACAAUUCGGUAGAUGAUCAUGAUACCGAUGAUUCUUCUUCCGCUGAUCUUGUACCUUUGGGUGAAAGCAGUGAAGUGGCAGCAGAUGAUACUGAGGACAAUCUUGAUCAAAAGAGAGAAGCUAUUUUAGCAGAAAUCAACACCCCUGGCUUCUGUCCUGCAGAGAAUCCGAACGAAGGUGCUAGUGACAUGGUUCAAGGAGAAGUGGAUUAUGAAUCAUUGAGUAUGCAUACUGAAUUAGAGAUGGAAGCAACAACAGAAGAGCUGGAAUCUGAAGCUUCUGAUAUGGACUGGGAUGUAGAGAAGUACGAUGCAUAUAGCGAAGACGAAACUGGUUCAAUCUCAAAUGAUAUUGAUCUCAUCACAUUGGUUGAUGACUCUGUUAUCAGCGAGGAGUUAACGGAAAAAUCAUCUAAUCCUGAGCUGCUAUUGGACAACAAUUUGGAAGAGACCUUUGAUAAAGAAAGUAUCAUCUCUGGAACAAGUUAUGAUUAUGAUGACUCCGAAUCUCUCUGUUCGCAUACAGAAUUUGACAUUGAUGAGUGUGUUGAAGUGUCUGAGGACUCUUCAUUUAUCUCUCUAGGUGUCAAUUUGAUUGUGGAUGGUACAGAUAGUGAGACAGCAACAAUGGAUUAUCAGGCUGCUGUUAAGGCAGAAGAAACCUUCUGUCUAGACGAUGAAAUUUCAAUUUGUCACGAGGAAUGCCUAACUCUUCAAGAUGAUGAUGCAACUGCAUCUACAGGCUAUCAAGAGCUCAGUGAAGUGCAAGAUGAAACAUGUAAGGACAAUGAAAAGUGUUCUGAUGAAAACAUUGUUGUCAAGAUGGAAGACGCGGAAAUAAAAACAGAUUGCUGUGAACAAGGAAAUGAAAAUGGACAUGGCAAUAAUGCUAAACAGGUGGUAGUAGAGGCAGAUCUCAAGGACGAGAGUGAUGAAGACGUUACAAGCCAUCAAGCUGAAGAUGGAAGUGAAAACACCUCUGGUGUUGAAGUGGAUCAAACAGCUGAGGCAUGUGUGGAAAAUGAGAAACAAAUCAAAGAUAAGAAGACACAUGCAAAAUAUGAUUUGAGUGAUGAAGUGUCUGAGAGGUACAUAAACCUGAGAGGCAUAGCCAGGCGCAAUGACACUAAGGAGCCAGAGGAAUCAAGAGAAUUCAAUCCACGACCACCAAAUUUCCUGCCACUGGAGCCAGAUCCAGAUGCUGAGAAAGUUGAUCUCAAGCAUCAGAUGAUGGAUGAUAGGAAAAAUGCAGAGGACUGGAUGCUCGAUUUUGCACUCCGACGAGCAGUGGACAAACUUGCACCAGCUCGUAAGAGAAAGGUUGCAUUGCUCGUGGAGGCUUUUGAAACAGUAUUGCCAACAUCUAAAUGGGAACCUCACCUCAGGCGCAGCGCAUCAGGAUUUGCACAUCCUAGACCAAUUCAGGCUUGUAACUGAUGCCAGUUCAAGGUAGACAUCAGCACGGAGCUAGUAAGACAGUCUUUCGUCCUGGAACAUCUGGAUUGUUGCUCACAAUUCUCCACUCUCCAACAUGUGCACAGGUUUCAUCUUAAUGGCAUCAAAGGAAUUGAUUGGGAUUAGAUGGUGGAAAACACAUCAUCAUGGAAUCUCAAGUAAUUUAUAAUAGAGCUUUCUAGUGUGCUUGUUUCCUGAGGAUGAUGCCCACACAUACUUUAGUAGUGUUGUGAAAGGUUUUAUGUACUUCAAUUUAUGGAUUUAUCUACCAGUUGGCUAAUAUUUCUUAUAUGUA
Solanum dulcamara is the source of this 2911-nucleotide messenger RNA. Its product is annotated as calmodulin binding protein PICBP-like. Bases 253 to 2598 code for a protein of 781 amino acids. The record is from RefSeq and is a predicted model, not a curated record. Gene Ontology annotation, molecular function: calmodulin binding. NCBI's taxonomy places the organism in Eukaryota, Viridiplantae, Streptophyta, Magnoliopsida, Solanales, Solanaceae. The transcript has 2 exons.